Messenger RNA from Botrytis cinerea B05.10, 3718 nucleotides. RefSeq lists its product as hypothetical. Gene Ontology annotation, molecular function: protein serine/threonine/tyrosine kinase activity; protein serine/threonine kinase activity; ATP binding. Gene Ontology annotation, biological process: signal transduction; protein phosphorylation. Gene Ontology annotation, cellular component: cytoplasm. The record is from RefSeq and is a predicted model, not a curated record. Bases 1351 to 2547 code for a protein of 398 amino acids. NCBI's taxonomy places the organism in Eukaryota, Fungi, Ascomycota, Leotiomycetes, Helotiales, Sclerotiniaceae. The transcript is spliced from 6 exons.
GACCAUCCACAUCCACACCCACACCCACACCCACACCCAUAUCCACACACACAUACACAUAACCAUACACCAUACACACAUACACAAUCACUAUACACCACGCAUCACGCACCUGCACUACCUUAGUUUAGACUCUGCCUUAAGUUACGUUAGUUUACCUCACUCAACCUUCCUCUUGCUUCAUCCAUUUUCAUCUCUCCCCAAUUCCUCCCUCCUCUCCGGACACCAUACCACCACACGACUCUGCGACCGUUCGCCCAGACGGCCAUACGACCAAUACACAGCACCACUGCCGCCUCCACUAACACCACCACCACCACCAGACAUCAUUCAUCCAUCGACAGAUCAUUACAUACUACCACGCAGGACAUCUUGCACACUAUCCACUCAACGAACCACUCAAUCUAACCCUGAUCACCAUACCUGUCCCGGACUGGAGUUGAGAAAAGAAAAGAAAAGCAAAGAAAAACCAAAACAAGACCAAGCCCAAGCCCAAACAUAACAAAAACAAUCCACCACACGCACUGCAUCCAUCCACCGACCUUGAUUUUGUCCAUUCGUCUGAACAAGACUCGCAUUCGACCUUCCAGGACGUCUCGCUGCGGAAUCAAUACACGACGGUCCCUCCAAACCCCAUUCCCGUUCCAUACCUACACAAAUCCAUUGACAUAACCAUUACCUCCAGGUGAAAUUAAAACACGGUACGCCCUGACCAACUCCUACUCUUCUUUGCCGUGUCCUCCCUCUUGCCUUGUUCAUUCCAUUCACCCUUCCGCACACAGAAUACAUUCAUUCAUUACCUUACAUGACCUUCCCUUGCCUUACAUUACAUACACACCUGGUCUUUCUCUCCUGCUCGCCCUCUCUCGCUCUCCACACCUCUCUCUCGCUCUUCACACCUCUCUCUCUCUCUUCACACCUCUCUCCCCCUCGCCCUCCACCUCCCCCUCGCCCUCCCACCACUCACCACGCAGAACAUCACAUAACAUCCCAUACUUCCCCAUCCCACCGCCUUUCACCCAACCCCUCCCAACCAUUAAAGGGCCACACCCACUAACUCCCAAAUUCUCCUCACUCAGCCGCAGUCUCACUCUGCUCAUUAAUUCCAUUUUUUGCAAGUUUUCCAUUUGCGAUUUUCGAAUUCGGUGAAGAACAAUCCUCCGACGGGCCAUCCUGUCACGUUACGGGUCAUCAUUCACUUGGUAAUUACCGAUUGAUUACUUUUGGUCGCACACUCGGUGUUCAAUUGCCCAACACGGACUACAACAGGUCAUCAACCAGUCUCCUCACAACCCUCCUCGUUUACAGCCCACCUCACGAACGAUAAUCAUCGGUGUUUUGGACUUCAACAUGUCGUCAAAUCGGCCAGCUGCCUUCUCGAGCUUAAGAAUGGGAGAGGUGAUCCGCGAAAAGGUCCAAGAUGGCGUCACUGGCGAAACCCGAGAUAUGCAAUACACACAAUGCAAGAUUGUUGGAAAUGGCUCCUUCGGUGUUGUCUUUCAGACCAAGCUGUCCCCUUCAGGAGAGGAUGCUGCCAUCAAACGCGUUUUGCAAGACAAGAGAUUCAAGAAUCGUGAAUUGCAAAUCAUGCGCAUCGUUCGUCACCCUAACAUUGUCGAACUAAAGGCAUUCUAUUAUUCGAAUGGCGAGCGAAAGGAUGAGGUAUACCUCAAUCUAGUGCAAGAAUUCGUUCCUGAGACCGUUUACCGCGCAUCAAGAUAUUUCAACAAGAUGAAGACAACAAUGCCGAUCAUCGAAGUCAAGCUUUACAUCUACCAACUCUUCCGCGCCCUAGCCUAUAUCCACUCCCAAGGAAUCUGCCAUCGUGAUAUCAAGCCACAAAAUUUGCUCUUAGACCCAGGCAGUGGAAUUUUGAAGUUGUGUGAUUUUGGUAGUGCAAAGAUACUCGUAGAGAAUGAGCCAAACGUUUCAUACAUUUGCUCACGCUACUACAGAGCACCCGAAUUAAUUUUUGGUGCUACGAACUACACAACCAAGAUUGAUGUUUGGUCAACUGGUUGUGUGAUGGCAGAAUUGAUGCUUGGCCAACCACUCUUCCCAGGUGAAUCUGGUAUCGAUCAACUCGUCGAAAUCAUCAAGGUUUUGGGUACACCAACUCGGGAUCAAAUUCGUACCAUGAACCCCAACUAUAUGGAGCACAAGUUCCCUCAGAUUAAGCCACACCCAUUCAACAAGGUCUUCCGCAAGGCCGAUGCUAGUGCCAUCGAACUCAUCUCCAAGUUGUUAGAGUAUACUCCCACUGAGAGACUUUCAGCCAUUGAAGCUAUGGUCCACCCAUUCUUUGAUGAGUUACGUGAGCCAGACAAGACAUUCCCGGAUUCUCGCCACCCCGGCAACGCAGCGAAGAAUCUCCCAGUUUUGUUCGAUUUCUCUCUUCAUGAAUUAUCCAUUGCACCGGAACACAACCAACGGCUGGUACCGCAAUAUAUUCGAGCAGGUUUGGUAGCAAGAGAUAGCAAGCUUGAUAUUGAUAGCCCAGAUUUCAAACCAUUGACGAGAGAUGCGAUGAUGGCAAGAUUAGAUUGAGGGGGGAGUUAAAGCAAGAUGACUGAUGAAUGAAUGCUUUCCUGUCGCUCGACCUUAGAGCUCUGCAAUGGAGUCGAGAUUUUUUCGAGCGAUAACACCCGGCUAUAAAAAACCCCCCCAGCAUAUUAAAGGUUCUGCAUAUCUCGUCUGCAACGUUGGCAGGCCAAAAUCAAGUUUGUGGAAGUCCGGGAGAUGCAUGGCAGGAAUACGAAGUUAGUCUAUGAUGAUGGUAUGCGUUAUUUGGUUUGAUAGGAAUACCCAUAAGGUGGAAUUUUCGUUGAGCACGAGUUUUCAAUUCCAGCUAAGGAUACUCCCUUGGUACUCGAAACAUCGGUGAUUGGGAAAGGGAUAUGAAACAUGAUGGAUAUUGAUUCAUGAGGGGGGGUUGUGGAAAGGAGAGUGGGUGGUAGUUUAUGGGAUUCAACGAAUACUUCUAUCGGCACCUCGUUACUAGACUUUCUUGCAUGAGGAGAAAAAAUUAUGGCCUUUUUGCUCUCUUCUUCCGUUUUUUUUGUUCCACAUUGUGUUGUGUGCCUCGUGUGAUGAGGAUUGAUGGGCGGGGUGGCCCUUCUACUUUUGCAUUUUCUGACUCUUUUUCGUUUUCAUCCUUUUCUUUUUCUCUUCUUCUUCGGCACCCCUUCGAUCGCUACUUGAUACUUUGAUACUCCAACACAGGCAUGCAAGCAAGAUUCAGGCGUACCUUUUUUUAUUUAUUUAUUUACAUUUUACAUUUUAGUUGUGGUUGUGGUGGUGGACAAAUAUUGAUAUGGCAUGAAUGGAAUGGACUAAUUGAUACGAGAGAAAUUAAAGGAAAAUAAAUAGGAUAGGGGUUACUAGGCUUACUAUUAAAAAAAGGGAAAAUUCAAAGGGGUUGGGCUACAACUAUUUCUCUGUUUCACUGUUGAUUCUUUCUUCUCACUUGUCUUUUCCAGAGCUUGAUGGAUUUAUUGAAAGGGGAGAGGAGGGAUGAAGAGAAGGGGAAAGGGAGAUAGAUUGAUAGGGCUGGACGGGUAUGAGGGAAUGGUUUUCUUUUACCAUAUGAUGAAUGGAUCAAUGGGUGGUUGGGAUUGUCGAGGAUUGGUGAGAGGAGAGUUUGUUUAUUAUUGUCGUUGUUGUUGUUGUUGUUGCAGUUGUUGUAUUGAAAAUGGACAAAUCAGAAAAUAACAAAACA